This is a messenger RNA of Ananas comosus (pineapple), 2149 nucleotides long. RefSeq names its product L-type lectin-domain containing receptor kinase IX.1-like. The transcript has 2 exons. The record is from RefSeq and is a predicted model, not a curated record. NCBI's taxonomy places the organism in Eukaryota, Viridiplantae, Streptophyta, Magnoliopsida, Poales, Bromeliaceae. Bases 1 to 2055 code for a protein of 684 amino acids. Gene Ontology annotation, molecular function: ATP binding; protein kinase activity; carbohydrate binding. Gene Ontology annotation, biological process: protein phosphorylation. Gene Ontology annotation, cellular component: plasma membrane.
AUGGCUACCUCCAAUUCCAGAACUAAGUGCUCUCUGUCCUUGUUCUUCUUCUGCAUCAUUAUUUUUCAUGUUAUCAUACCACAUGCAACACCCCUCUCCUUCAGCUUCACCUUUUCCGAUCCCGAAACUUAUGGGUCGAAUAUCAAGUUUCAGUCCGACGCUUCCUCGAACGGUACCGUCAUCAAUCUUACGAAGGACACGCGCGGCGGUCCCGUCACCAACAGCCAAGGCCGAGCGGUGUACAGCAAUCCGGUUCUUCUUUGGGACAACGUCACCGGCGAGGUGGCUAGUUUUCACACUGGCUUCUCUUUCGUCAUCCAAGCCACGGACACAAGCGCCUACGGGGACGGGCUAGCUUUCUUCCUCUCCCCUUCCCCGUCGGUGGUCCCUAGUUUCGACUGUGGCGGCUACCUCGGCCUCUUUGACGGUACAACCGCUCUGAACGCGACGCAGAAUCAGUUGGUGGCGGUCGAGUUCGACACCCUCAAGGAUGAAUGGGAUCCGAGCGACUGUCACGUUGGUAUUGAUAUCAAUUCCAUCAACUCUACGGCGUAUGAGGACUUGCCGAAUAUCACCAAAAGCGGCACCCGUGCGACUGCGUCAAUCGACUACGAUAGCACUAUGAAAAAUCUGAGUGUGUUGCUUUCUUACGAUGGUAAUCCGAACUACACUAAAUCUUUCAGCCUCUCUUGCCUUGUUGAUUUGAAGGCAAUACUUCCCCAAGAGGUGAUCGUUGGCUUCUCAGCUGCCAGCAGCGCCGUCGAGCUGCAUCAGAUCCUGUACUGGAAUUCAACUCAACUUUCGAAAGGAAGAGUAAUCGUACGAUUACGAGCCCACCAACACAACCGGCCCCUCCGUCAUCAACUUACUCUGGCAGAAGUAAUGUCGGAUUUGGUUGCGGCAAUUUGUUGGUUUCUUUCAUCACGUAAGAAGGCCACUGUGGCAGCGGAAGAAGAAGGCGACAUGGACGACGCUGAUGAUCCGAUCGACAAUGAGUUCGAGAAAGGUAGGGGACCCCAGAGGUUUCCUUACAGCGAAUUGGUUGCCGCAGCGAACAACUUCGGUGAGGCAGAGAAGCUUGGGCAGGGAGGCUUUGGUUUCGUGUACAAAGGGUUCCUGAGGUCCGCAAACCUUCCCGUAGCCAUCAAAAGAAUCUCCAAGGGGUCGGAACAAGGACUAAAGGAGUACACAUCCGAGAUCAACACGAUAAGCCGACUGCGGCAUCGGAAUCUAGUGCAGCUCAUAGGCUGGUGCCACAGACGCGGAGAUUUCUUGCUGGUCUACGAGUUGAUGCCCAACGGAAGCCUCGAUUCCUAUCUCUACAGCAAAGAGAGGCUGCUGCCGUGGUCGGCGAGAUACAACAUAGCGCAAGGCCUGGCCUCCGCUUUGCUGUAUCUUCACACCGAGUGGGAGCAGUGCGUGGUGCACCGGGACAUCAAGUCGAGCAACAUCAUGCUGGAUUCGUCGUUCGGCGCUAAGCUCGGCGACUUCGGGCUGGCGCGGCUCGUCGACCACGACCGCGGCUCGCAAACAACGGUUCCGGCGGGCACCUUGGGAUACCUGGCCCCUGAAUGCUUCAUCACCGGAAAGGCCAGUAAGGAGACCGACAUCUUCAGCUUCGGAGUCGUCUUACUCGAAAUCGCUUGCGGGAGAAAGUGCUUAGUCCAGACGGAGUUUCGGAGCAAAGUUAGCCUGGUUGAGUGGGUCUGGGGUCUGUACGGAAGGAAAUCGGUUCUGGAAGCAGCAGACGAGCGUCUGAACGGCAAUUUUGAAGAAGCAGAAAUGGAGAGAUUGAUGGUUGUGGGGUUAUGGUGCGCCCACCCAGAUUAUAACCGACGACCGACGAUCCAACAAGCGAUCGGUGUUUUGCGCUUCGAAAUUCCGUCGCCUGCUCUUCCUCCGAAUAUGCCGGAGCUGAUGUUCGCGCCGCCGAUGGAUCUAUCAAAUUUCAAUUACACCUCAUCGUCAUCCACUGGAGCAUCGGCUUGCGCCAUUUCUGUAUCUACUAACUCGACCGCUGCAUCUGAAUCCUCCUCAUCUCGGCUACUUAAAUAAUAGUUGAUAAAACUCAACAUUGAGCAUGUUACAAUUUGUUACCUUUCUUCUUCUUUUUUUUCUUUAAUAUGUGUUUUGAUGUUUUAGUCUUAUU